Teleopsis dalmanni is the source of this 1477-nucleotide messenger RNA. Its product is annotated as CLIP domain-containing serine protease 14D. The record is from RefSeq and is a predicted model, not a curated record. Gene Ontology annotation, biological process: proteolysis. Gene Ontology annotation, molecular function: serine-type endopeptidase activity. The transcript has 6 exons. NCBI's taxonomy places the organism in Eukaryota, Metazoa, Arthropoda, Insecta, Diptera, Diopsidae. Bases 138 to 1343 code for a protein of 401 amino acids.
UUAGACGUUGAGAACGGGUUCACCUUUUCUCUGUUAAAAUCGAUUCGAAAGCCUUUUAUUUCAGAUAUAUUUCGUAUCUGUGUGUUCUAUUCAAAUUAAUAGCGAUCAGUUCGUUUGAUAAUCAAUCGGUCGGUAGGAUGUUCCAAAUGGAUAUUUACGGUCCCAGUUACAAAUUAUUGCAGCUUUUUACAUAUUUCUUCAUUUGUCAUUUAGCAGCAGUUGCAAAGUGUGAAUAUGGCAGAUUUGACAAUAUAAUAUUAUCGGGUACAUAUUCAAAUCCAUCUAAAGCGUUGGUCGGAGCCUCAGACAUAAGUGGUGUACGCCCACAAAGCCGUGCCGCAUAUACACACCGUGGGGAUCCUCUUCGUUCGUACUAUGAUGCUGGUACCGAAUGCACUGUGGGUACUGAAUGCACGCCAUUGCAUGACUGUACGGCAAUGAUAUAUGAAGUGGCUAAAAUGUGUUAUUAUGGCGAUAAAUCCCUUUUUUGCGGUGGUGGCGAGGAAAUGCCAUACGUGUGUUGUCCAAGUAGUCCACUUGAAAAAAAUCAAGUUUGUGGAAAAUCAUUAGUUCAGGGACACUUUUAUAAGGGUUUGGGCACUUACCCGUUUGUGGCACGUGUCGGAUUCAAACACGUAAACACUGGAGCAUUUGCUUAUCCCUGUGCUGGUUCAGUAAUAGCCCGGCGAGUAAUUUUAACCGCUGCACACUGUGCGUUAGCGAAAGCAGAAGGACAUCGCUUGUCAUCUGUUCGUGUGGGUGAAUAUGAUACUUCGUCCGAUCCGGACUGCGCCAGUACAGGCUUUUGCGCACCACGCUCCGUUAAUCAUGCCAUUAGUCACGUUAUUGUACAUCCAGAUUAUAAACAAGGGCAGUACCAUCAUGAUAUUGCUUUGCUAGUACUUAAAACACCACUUAAUUACUCAGUUGCGACGCAGCCGAUUUGUUUGCAAAAGACCCGUACCAAUUUGGUUGUUGGCAAGCGGGCAACGAUCGCAGGUUGGGGAAAAAUGUCGACAUCUAGUGCCCGACAACCUGAAAUGUCCCAUUUGGAUGUACCACUAACCAGUUGGGACUUAUGCAUGCGCAAUUAUGGGUCAACUGGUGCAUUAGAAUCGCCGAAUUCUAUUGAGGGUCAGUGGAUGUGCGCUGGCGGUGAAGGUAAAGAUGUUUGCCAAGGAUUUGGUGGUGCGCCAUUAUUUAUACAGGAGAAUGGCAUUUUUUCGCAAAUCGGUAUAAUGUCGUUUGGUUCUGACAACUGUGGUGGUUUGCGUAUACCAAGCGUUUACACAUCUGUGGCUCAUUUCGCAGAAUGGAUACAUGAUAACACACCUCCGGAAUAAAUAUUUCAUACAGUUUGAAACCACAAAAUAAAACUGAUAUCGAGCAGAAAUCAUGAUUGUGAUUAAGGAGAAAAUGUGAAAUUCUUAAUUUUCACUAUUAAUUUUAUAUUAAGCCAUUUUUUAUAAUAUUUAUU